Pseudocercospora fijiensis CIRAD86 is the source of this 489-nucleotide messenger RNA. RefSeq lists its product as uncharacterized. The record is from RefSeq and is a predicted model, not a curated record. The annotation marks the transcript as partial. The transcript has a single exon. Lineage: Eukaryota; Fungi; Ascomycota; Dothideomycetes; Mycosphaerellales; Mycosphaerellaceae.
AUGAGCUUGCACGCCUUACGCACAAUCACCUCACCAGCGAUCCGGACAAAACGAAAACUGGCCCGCCGUCGCACGAAGUUGCAACCAUUCCAUCACGAGCCAUUGACGGACCCAGCAAGGCAAAUCAGAUUGUUCCGCAUCUUGCCUGAGAGUACGGAUACUCAACUUAAGCUGCAAUUGGAAACACAUGACCUUGAUGCGGACCUCGCGAAAACCGGCAUUCCCAAUGUCGCACCUCCCUUCGUCGCCGUAUCGUACAUGUGGGGUAUCAAGACUAGAGUACAAAGCAUCACAGUCAACGGCAAGUCGCUGGAUGUCACAGCCAAUUGCCGUUAUGCGCUCUGGCAAGCCUUCCGGUGUCCGCUCGUACCGCUGGAUGGCCAUAUAUGGGUCGACAGCAUCUGCAUAAAUCAAGGCGACCUGCGAGAAAAGUCCGAACAGGUGAAGAUUAUGGGGUCCAUUUAUCGCAAAGCAACGAAUGUUCUCGCU